Molecule: messenger RNA, 916 nt
Organism: Drosophila yakuba
Lineage: Eukaryota; Metazoa; Arthropoda; Insecta; Diptera; Drosophilidae
Gene: snRNP-U1-C
Product: U1 small nuclear ribonucleoprotein C
Exons: 1
Coding region: 128-565 (145 amino acids)
Biological process (GO): mRNA splicing, via spliceosome; mRNA 5'-splice site recognition; spliceosomal snRNP assembly
Cellular component (GO): U1 snRNP; nucleus
Molecular function (GO): zinc ion binding; pre-mRNA 5'-splice site binding
Source: RefSeq, a predicted model, not a curated record
AGGCUAGUGUUGCCAGACAGCAGUUUUGUAGUUUAUAACCCUUGUGAAAUACGGUCAUACGACUCCGAAAAAAUAAAUAAAACUACAGUGGACCGAAUUUCCACGAUAAAGUUAAUAAAUUAGCGCAAUGCCAAAGUAUUAUUGCGACUACUGCGACACCUACUUGACCCACGACUCGCCCUCAGUGCGGAAAACACACUGCACCGGCCGCAAGCACCGCGACAAUGUGAAGUUCUACUACCAAAAGUGGAUGGAGGAACAGGCCCAGCAUUUAAUUGACGCCACCACCGCCGCCUUCAAAGCGGGCAAGAUCACAAACAACCCGUUUGCGGGUGGGCCAGGAGGAGCGCCUCCGAAGCCAGCGGGCGUGUCUAUACCGCCGCCCAACAUGGGUGCUCCUCCACGACCGGGGAUGCCUGGAAUGCCCUACAUGCCUCCACUGAUGAACCCAAUGAUGGGCAUGCGGCCGCCACCGAUCAUGAAUCCCAUGGCCAUGAUGGGACCACCGCCUCCACUUGGCACUAUACCCGGCGUCCGUCCAGGAAUCAUGAACGGUCCCAAGUGAACGCCCUCAAGAACAUCAUCCUAAUUUGGAGCAAAGGAGUGCCCCCCUUGAGAUGUCCUAAUUAAGCUGUAGCAUUUAAGCCAAACGCGAGAAAAUUAAUUAUAUACAUUUAUAUAAAGCAAGUUGACUACACAAAUGGUUGUCUUUGUGGAAAGCCCAUAAAUAAAUUAUAUAUCGAGGUCCGUAAGUAGAUGGGCAUGCAAUUUUUGCGUAGGCAUACAUAUUGCGAUAAGGUCACGCCGGUUGUGCAGAUAAUGCACAUUUAUUUAAUGCGUGAUUAUUUAUUUUAAAUAUUCUGUAUAAAACCCUUUUUCGGAAAAUAGAAAAACUUGCAACAUGCUUUCACCUUAA